Messenger RNA from Ochotona curzoniae (black-lipped pika), 663 nucleotides. RefSeq names its product ring finger protein 222 (gene RNF222). Lineage: Eukaryota; Metazoa; Chordata; Mammalia; Lagomorpha; Ochotonidae. The record is from RefSeq and is a predicted model, not a curated record. The transcript has a single exon. The coding region runs from base 1 to 663 and encodes 220 amino acids.
AUGUCAGAAGGGGAGAGCAAGGACAGCUCGGGCAGCGAGUGCCCCGUGUGCUACGAGAAGUUCCGGGACCUGGACGGCGCCAGCCGGACCCUGAGUUGUGGCCACGUGUUCUGUCAUGACUGCCUUGUCAAGUACCUGCUGUCCACCCGGGUGGACGGGCAGGUGCAGAGGACCAUCGUCUGCCCCAUCUGCCGCUACGUUACCUUCCUCAGCAAGAAGAGCUCGCGCUGGCCCUCCAUGCUGGACAAGAGUUCACAGACCCUGGCUGUGCCCAUGGGCCUGCCCGCCGUGCUCCCACCUGACAGCCUGGGCCACACGAACCCCCUCGCUAUCUCCCAGCCGGUCUGGAGACAAAACCCUAGCCAAGGGAGGCUGCCGGGCAGCCCGGCUCAGGGUACCCAGCUUCCGUUGGACCUGCUUCCCAGCCUGCCUCGGGAGUCACAGAUCUUUGUCAUCAGUCGCCACGGGAUGCCUCUGGGAGAGCAGGACAGUGUACUGCCACGGCGCAGCCUGGCUGAGCUCUCCGAGGCCUCCCCUGCACCCAGCUCUACCCGCUCUUUCUGCUGCCGCUCGCGGGCCCUCCUACUCAUCACCCUCAUCGCUGUGGUGGCUGUGGUGGCAGCCAUCCUGCCCUGGGUACUGCUGGUAAGGAAGCAGGCAUGA